Molecule: messenger RNA, 26076 nt
Organism: Loxodonta africana (African savanna elephant)
Lineage: Eukaryota; Metazoa; Chordata; Mammalia; Proboscidea; Elephantidae
Gene: CWC27
Product: CWC27 spliceosome associated cyclophilin
Exons: 12
Coding region: 70-1140 (356 amino acids)
Biological process (GO): protein folding; protein peptidyl-prolyl isomerization
Cellular component (GO): catalytic step 2 spliceosome
Molecular function (GO): peptidyl-prolyl cis-trans isomerase activity
Source: RefSeq, a predicted model, not a curated record
GGACAGCUCUAGUGGCCGUCCGUCAGCUCUUCUUCCUAAUAAGGAGCAGAUUCCUGAACACCGACCAGGAUGAGCAACAUCUACAUCCAGGAGCCUCCCACAAACGGGAAGGUUUUAUUGAAAACUACAGCUGGAGAUAUUGACAUAGAAUUAUGGUCAAAAGAAGCCCCUAAAGCUUGCAGAAAUUUUAUUCAGCUUUGUUUGGAAGCUUAUUAUGACAACACCAUUUUUCAUAGAGUUGUACCUGGAUUUAUAGUCCAAGGGGGAGAUCCUACUGGCACAGGGGCUGGUGGAGAUUCUAUCUAUGGGGCCCCAUUCAAGGAUGAAUUUCACUCACGGUUGCGUUUUAAUCGGAGAGGACUGGUUGCCAUGGCAAAUGCUGGUCCUCAUGAUAAUGGCAGCCAGUUUUUCUUUACACUGGGUCGAGCAGAUGAACUUAACAAUAAGCACACCAUCUUUGGAAAGGUGACAGGGGAUACAGUAUAUAACAUGCUGCGACUGACAGAAGUAGACAUUGAUGAUGAAGAGAGACCACGUAAUCCACACAAAAUAAAAAGUUGUGAGGUUUUGUUUAAUCCUUUUGAUGACAUCAUUCCAAGGGAAAUUAAAAAGCCAAAAAAAGAGAAGCCAGAGGAAGAAGUAAAGAAAUUGAAACCCAAAGGCACAAAAAAUUUUAGUUUACUUUCAUUUGGAGAGGAAGCUGAGGAAGAAGAGGAGGAAGUAAAUCGAGUUAGUCAGAGCAUGAAGGGAAAAAGCAAAAGCAGUCAUGACUUGCUUAAGGAUGAUCCACAUCUCAGUUCUGUUCCAGCUGUUGAAAGUGAAAAAGAUACAGCAGGAGAUUCAGAUGAUGAUGGAGAAGACGAAAGUGCAGAGCAUGAUGAAUAUAUUGAUGGUGAUGAGAAGAGCCUGAUGAGAGAAAGAAUUGCAAAAAAGUUAAAAAAGGACACAAGUGCAAACGUUAAAUCAGCUGGCGAGGGAGAAGUAGAGAAGAAAUCAGUGAGCCGCAGUGAAGAGCUCCGGAAAGAAGCAAGGCAAUUAAAGAGGGAACUCUUAGCAGCAAAACAAAAAAAAGUAGAAAAUGCAGCAAAACAAGCAGAAAAAAGAAGUGAAGGGUUUCUGCUGGCCGAUUUUCAGAAGUAAGUCACUGGACGUUUCUUCCUAGUCUGCCCUAGUCUACAAGCUCCUCUGAAACCUGUUCAGCAUUCAUAGCAACACAUAAACCUCCACUGAUAGAUGGUGUCAGCUGCUCGUGAGGUGCAUUGGCCUGCGUCUCCUCCAUGGAAGGUGAGAAUUCUACCACUGAACCACCAUUGCUCUCAUAUAUGAAUAUAACUUCAUAUAAUUUUUGCCAUUUAUCUGUCAUGUAUUCAUUUUUUGAAGAUGAAAGAAAUAGAACAUCAAGGAAUAAAAUCAUUACAGUCACACAACUAAAUUUUUUUAAUAGCAUGCAAUUUGACUAUUUAAAAUUCAGUACAGUUCAAUUUCUUAGUUGAAUACAGAAUCUACAGUAGUGUCUAACACCCCAAUUUAGGUAAACAAAGAGUGGUAUUUUCUUUGGAUACCAAUGACGUCAAAAGAGAUGUACUGGAGGACAAUCCUGUUUACAGCCUUGGAGUUUCUUCAGUCUCACUAUAAAUCAUUCAAGCCUGUGCAUAGGAUUGUUGUGGGUGUAAUAAAUUCUGAAUAAGAUUGAUAGUUAAUUGGGGGUAGAGUUGGUUUCCAGUGUUGGCUCUGUCAAGUUCUUUAAUAAACUAUAUAAUCCUUUUUGUUAAAUUAUGUCUCUGAGUCCUUUCCAGAUUUCUUUAAGUCUCUUCAUAUCAAAACCAAUACCAAAUUGAACAUGGUCAUAUAGAGAUACAGGUUUGGACAUACUCUCUAAUCAGCUUUAGGGAGAUGAGGUGUCAGAUCCUUUUUUCAAAGUUCUAAGCAGACAAUACCUGCUGUAUGACUGGUGCCAGAAAUUAGAGGAGGAAAGGCAAUCUGAGCUAAUAAAUCAAGGAAGGAUUUUAAAGCCUCCUCAUGAAACACAUCCCUGAGGUGCUUAGUACCUCUCAAGUUACCCUGGGCCAUUUCAUGUUUCUUCAGUCUAUCUUCUUAAUACUGGAUUAAGCCAGACCGGGGUCCUUCAGGCUUGAUAGGCUGUGAAAGUAUAUAGUUUUUGACUACUUUUCAUUUAUCUAACACACGAUGUUAAACUAGCUUAACCUUGGUUUUUAUAAGAAACAGACACCCUUUUGGAAAGUUAGCUCUGUGUUGUGCCUGAUACCAUAUCGAAUUAAUUCCUCUUAUUAGAGCAAACUGUUCAUUUUUUUCUACAUCAAUUAACUUUCUCUAGGUACCCUUGAGUCAUCUUUUUUUUUUUUUCCCCCCUUUGGAGGCUAAAAACAUCAGACCUAUAUUUCCCUCAAUUCUACUCUUAAUAAAUGUGCUAAUUUUUUUAUGUUAUUUACAUGGAAAAGUAAAACCAUAUUUGCACUUGACUCAUAGAAAGCCUCAGAUCAUCUAUUUAUUCUUAUUUUGGGCAUAAUGCUAACAAAUUGAUUAUCUAGUCUCAAAGCUCAAAACAGAUUAAAGGCUAGAAAAUUAAAAAUAAGGGAAAGUAUACUUUAUAAAAACCCAUUGCCGUCGUGUCGAUUCUGACUCAUAGCAACCCUAUAGGACAGAGUAGAACUGCCCCAUGCAGUUUCCAAGAAAGGCCUGGUAGAUUCAAACUGCCGACCUUUUGGUUAGCAGCUGUAGCUCUUAACCCCUAUGUCACCAGGGUUUCCAAGGAUAAUUUUAAUGGUAUGUGAAUUAUAUCUCAUAAUUUUAAAAUAUAAUGAAGAAUAAACAAAAAAAUAAAAUCAGGGCAGGGACUGGCCUUUGGACCUUUCUAACACACAAUUUAAUAACCAAGGUUUUAAAAAAAAAAAAAAAUGAGGAAAAAGGCACAGCUAGAGACAUUCAUUCUGGCAGCCACUUGAUACUAGGGAAGGAAAUGCAAGAAUGUAGUAGUCAUAGUAUGGAUCCAUUUGAUGUGGAUACUUCACUAUACUCUGAGGGUAUUUCACUAUUGAAAGAUAACAUUACUGAUGCUUGUUGUAAUAACCCUGAUUCAUUAAGAAAAGGUUAAAUGGUAUUUAUUAUUGUCUAAUGGGCAAUGAUUCUAACCUAAGUGGUAAAAAAUUAAUCGCUUUAAUGAACUGAAGAUCACAUUCUCUUAUCUGGAAUAUUCAAUUGUGUGAAAAACCUCAUUUUCUGGAAGUACUGGAAAAAUAAAUCAUUGACUCUGAACUAGGACAAUCAGUUUCUUGAGUGGGAUUAGAGGCACGUUAUGUUUUUAACUGUACUUUUUUUUAGUGAUACUCGUCAUCUUAAAAAAUAGUAAAGAUUUUUAAAGGUAUAUAACAAAUGUAAAGAUGUGCAUACCCUUACAGUGAGAUUAAGAAUUUGUUCUUUUAGCAAAGUGAAGUAGAGAUAAUCAUCUUUAAUUUGAAAGUCCAUCAAGUACUUUGUUCUCUUUAGAACAGCCCAUUUCAUACUUUCUUAGUAGCCACCGUGAUCAAAUCUUCUUGAGUUUUACUUUGAGAACUAUACGUUAUGGGACAUACUUAAUUUUUAUGUACAGUGAAAAAUAAACUCAAACUGAUCCACAUGCUUUUUUGUGUAUUGAUUCUGGGUCAUCUUGUAGACCUCCUAGUGACUGCUUAGGACUCAUUCCUUGGUACUCUCUUUUUCUUUCUUCUUCUUUUUCUUAUAAUUUGUUUUUGUUGUUGAGAAUAUACACAGCAGAACAUACACCAAUUCAACAAUGUGUACAUGUACAAUUUAGUGACAUUGAUUACAUUCUUUAAGUUCUGCAGCCAUUCUCAUUGUUCUUUUCCAAGUUGUUCCUCCUUCAUUAACAUAACUCACUAUGCCUCAAGUUUCCUAUCUCAUCUUUCAAGUUGCUAUUGUCACUUUGAUCCCAUAUAGAUAGAUCAUAAAACAGCACAAUGCUCAAGGCAGACAUUCUUUACUAGUUAAGCUAAACUCUUGUUUGGUUUUAAGAAGACUUAAGGGGAUAUUUUUGGUUAAGGUUUAAAAAUUAUCUGAGGGAAGUAGUUUCAGGGGUUCUUCCAGCCUCCAUGGCUCCAGGAAGUCUGGAUUCCAUGAGACUUUGAAAUUUUGUUGUGCAUUUUCCUGUUUUUGAUCAGGAUUCUUCUGUAGAAUCUUUGGUCCCAGUGUUCAGAAAUGGUAGCCAGACAUUUCUUCUGAUCUCGUGGCAAAGGGGGCAGUUGUUCAUGGAGGCAGUUAGCCACACAUUCUGCUUAUAUACAACCAAACAUCUCAUGGAAUUUAAUUCCUUGGUUUGGAGGCUUAGGGUCAUGGUUUCAUGGAGCAUCCCAGUUAAUUGACAUAAUAUAGUGUUCAGUGUUUCUGUUCUACCUCCUAGUUCGUUGUGAAGUGCUUAGGGUCUUAAAAACUUGCAAGUGGCAAUCCAAGGUACAAAAAUUGGUCUCUAUUUGCCUGGAACAACAGAGGAAGAAGCAGAGUCAGAAAUAGGAGGAGGAAAUGGAAUGUGUAGAUAGUUGCCUCCAUUGCUGCUUUUAAGAACCAAUGUAUUAAUAUUAAUGCUUUUCAUCCCUUCACUGUCUUAAUAUAGUUUUCUAAUAAGCAUUAGCAUUCUUUCUGUCUGAUGAUUGAUGUAAGUCAAUGUAGGGAGUUUGGCAAGAGUCUUUAACUAUAUUUUUAGAAACUGGUAUUUAUCCUCCUAUUAUUAAUAUCUGUGCCAUUUCUGACGAGUUAAAAGCAGGUUUGUUAACUGAUACAGGUAAAAGUAUUAGUCUUCCACCAUAACUUUCUCUUUUGUGGGGGGGGGGAAGCUUUAUUAUAUCUUCCAAUUAUAAAAUAACAUGUUUAUUGCAAAGGAAAUCAGAAAUAUAGAAAGGCAUAAAGAGUAAAAAUAAAGAUCACUUUAUAAUCCUUCUGUCAAAGACAACCAUGAUUAACUUUGUGAUGUAUAUUUUUCUGGAUUUUUUAACCUUUAUGCCAGAAACAUACAUCUGUAUUUUUUUCUCCAUAUUGUUGUUGUGUUGUAAUUUUAUUUGUUGUAAUUCUUCUUGGAAAUCUUGUAAUUACCAAGUGAAAAUGACCAAUAACACUUAAAUGGGCAUCUUGCCUAAGGCGUAUUUCUUCCUCUUAUUUGUGUCACAUCAGUCAGAGUAAGAUAUAGAGGAUGAUAGAUUAAGGACCAUAUAAAUGUAAUUGGGAGAUGGAAAAUUUCCACCAUUUUCAGUUCUGGGGUUUAGAAGAUAUAGGGGCACUGACACCUAGGACUAUGUUUCCAUUGCUGAUGGAAAUUAUCUAUACCUCUCAUUCAUUAAAACAAUAAAUAAUCUUAAACUGAUGUUGCCUGCUAGCCUUCCACUUCUCCAUUUCUUAAGUGGCUACAAUAAUUCUGCAAGGAAACAUUAGAAUUAUAUUAGGUAUUUGGAGCCUAAAUUGAAAUAAUUACAAAUUUACCACUUUAUAAAAAUGAAAGAUAUGAGGAAGAUGUGUGUGUGGUGUUAUUGUUUUGUUUUGUUAUUUAAAAUGUCUCAAAGGGGUAACUAAUAUUGUCAUUAAAAGUUUGAUUAUAAACAAUGUUCCCUUUAGGGAAUGAAGUUGUUAACUAUCCCAGACUGCAUCAAGACCUUAUUUUAAGUAAGAUGUUUUUCUUUAAUGUGACAUUCUCUGUAGUCUUGCCAAAAAUGACAUCAAACAUAUGAGUGCUGACUUUCUUCAGCGUCUUGCAGCACUUAAUCAAAUUUGAAAAAGAUAUUUAUUUCACAGCUUUAUAGUGUAAAUCUGUGAAUACGUUGCAUUAAAACUUUUUUGGGACAGUUUAACCUGUGUGGCAUUAGGUUGUUUUUGUUUUGUUUUGUUUUUUAAUGAUUAACAUAAUAUGCUAACAUUUUAAAUGCUUAUAUUUCCAAAAUAUUCACAUAAAUUCCUGGCAGAUGGUACAGCUGCAGCUUUUGAGUACUGAUUUUUUCAUGCAAAAAUCAGAUAAUCCCUAAAUUAUAUUAAUAGCUACAUUAAAAGAAUUUGAAAUGCAGAAGGGAUAAAGGGAAUAAUGAAGUUCUCAGAACUAACAAGAUGUCAAAAAAUAUUAAGAGUCAGUUGAAGUAACCAAAAUGGUUUAUAUUGAUUUAUUUUUCAGGAAAAAUGACCAUACCAGAAUGCAAGCUUGUUUAAAAUAUUAUGCUGCUAUAUAUUUUAAAUCUGAAGGUAGGCUAGCCUUCAGGAAUGUUUUGAGCAUCAAAAACCCAGACCUUGAGUGUACUUCAUUUACAUCGCAUUCUUCUGUGUAACUAUCACAAAGUUUUGGUCCUGAAAGGAUCAUCCAGCCCUAUCCCUCCAUUAGAUAGGUGGGAAACCAGGAGCUAGCCCUUUAGGGGCUUGCCCAGUGUCACACAGAUAAGUGGUAAGACUAGAAUUCACAUCUCCUAGCUCUCUUUCCACUACUGUGUUCUUCAAAUUUGGUCCAACCUUAAGUAGGUCCAGUCUGCAAAGCUUAAAUGGUAUUUAUUAAAAUGCACUAUGUGUUUGGCUAGAAUAAUUGUUUCUAAAAUACCCUCAACAAACCUAGAGUCCUUUAGAGAGCACAAUAUUGUCAUAAACAGGUUGUACCUUUUCAAAGAUUCAAGUGUGUAAUUUUGGAGUGAAUGACAAAAUUUCAAUGUUAUGGAAAGCAUCAAUUUCUGGCAACAUGGUCAGUUAGGAUUUCAAACUAAUCCCACUGAAAACAACUGGAAGUAUUGAAUAUAAUAUAAAAACAUUUUCUGAUAUGCUUAUAUGAGUUUAUAAGAAAGCAAGGAAUUCUUAAACCAGGGACUAAGUAAAGUUGUGAACUAAGUAAGACAAGGUUAAGUGGAACUCUAAGUCUGGCCUUAACCCUAACAACAUUUGCUAAAUUGGUGAAGUUUAAUAUUGUUUUUGAGACGUCACCAAGUUUGUGAGAGAGAAUGCAAAACACAAGGUCUUCUCAAGGUAAAGGGGUCUAAUAAAAGACUAUCCCAUAUAGUUUGAGGUCUAAAGGCCCUCAUCCAUAGUGCCAGGAGAAUUAGAAAUAAGCUGGGUCACCUCACCCCCAUCAGAACACUACAAGAAAAACUGCCUGUAUUGAAUCAUGGAGCAGAGUAUGCAGCCUUUCCACCAGUUUGGAGCCCAAAUUCAGACUACUUGAGUGGCCUAAAAGUGCUCCAGCCAAGAGUUUAGUUUGAAAUAAUCCUGGAUCCUUUUAGAGCUUGCAGAAGUCUGAUACAAGCAAACAUAAAUCCUUUCUGAGAAACCUACUUUCAUUUACCAGUCUUCAAAGAAAGGUUAAAAAAUAAAUUCAGAAUUAAAAAAAAUAAUAAUCCAGGUAUCCUGACCAAAAGCCAGUAGAAGCAACAGACAGCAGAAUCAGACUCACAAGAACUUCCAAUUUUAUUCAGACCCUAAAUAUAAAAUAAGUAUAUGUAAUAUAUUCCAAUGUACAAUUGGCUUGAAAAUAUAAAGAACAAGCAGAUUUCAAAACAACAAAAAGAGGUAUCCUAGAAAUGAAAAAUACAAUAAUUGGCACUAAAAAUUCAGUAUAUUUAGAGCAAAUUAUAUGUAACUAAAAGAGCAGUAGUGAACUGAAAGAUAAAUUGAAAAUAACUGUGGAGACUUUAGGUCAAAGAGAUAGGAUACCUGUGAGAAGAGAAAGAAGUCUAAUAUAUGUCUAAUCAAGUUCCAGAAGGUGACCAGAGGGCAAAAAAAGAUGAUAGCUGAGAAUUUUCUAGGACUAAUGGAAGAGGUCAAUUCAUGAGUAAAGAAGCCCUUAAAAUAAUCCAAAAGAGGAUAAAUAAAAAUAAAUCAGACCUGAACACAUCAUAAUAAUACUUCAGAGCAUUCUCAGCAUUUAAUACAAAUAUAUCUUAAAAGCAGCCAGAGAGAAAAGUCCGUUUACCUUUUAAAAAGUGAAGACUGAUUUCUCAACAACAACAAGCAGGCCACGACAAAAUAUUAUCUUCAAUAUACCAAAAAAAAACCAAACCUGCUGCCACUAAAUCAAUUCUAACUCACAGUGACACUGAGGGACAGAGUAGAACUGCCCCAUAGACUUUCCAAGCUGUAAAUCUUUACAGAAGCACACUGCCACAUCUUUCUCCAUGGGUGAGACCAGACUAGAGUGGAUCUUUUCUGUCACCUGUCUGUCAGUUUGUCGUACUGUGGUGGCUUGUGUGUUGCUAUGAUGUUGGAAGAUAAUGCCAUAGUAUUUCAAAUUCCAGCAGGGUUAACCAUAGUGGAUAGGUUUUUAAUGGAGCUUCUUGUCUUAACAGACUGGGAAGAAAAGCCUGGCGAUCUACCUCUGAAAAUUAGCUAAUGAAAACCCUAUGGUUCACAACAGAAUAAAGUCCAAUAUAGUGCUGGAAGAUUAGCCCCCUAGGUUGGAAGGCACUGAAAAUACACAGUGGCUGCAACAGUGGCUUCAAGCAUACCAAUAAUUGUAAAGGUGGUGCAGGACUGGGCAACAUUUCGUUCUGUUGUACAUGAGGUUACCAUAAGUCACAGUUGACACAAUAGCAAUAACAUCUUGGGUUACAAAUACCCAGCCACCCAGUUAUAUAUAUAUAUAAUUAAAAUAAAUACUUAACAGUAAUAGUAUAUAAGUCUGGGGUGCACGUAAAAAAAAUUUUAAAAAGGGGUAAUAUGGUCCUUGUAUUGUGUAGCAAGAUACAGAUUAAUUUACACUUUAAUAAAUGAAGUAUGUUGUUGUUGUUGUUAGGUUCCGACUCAAAGCAACCCUAUGCACAACAGAACGAAACACUGUCCAGUCCUAAGCCAUCCUUACAAUCGUUGUUGUGCUUGAGCUCACUGUUGCAGCCACUGUGUCAACCCACCUUGUUGAGGGCUUCUUCCUCUUUUCCGCUGACCCUAUACUCUGCCAAGCAUGAUGUCCUUCUCCAGGGACCAAUCCCUCCAGACAACACGUCCAAAGUAUGUAAGAUGUAGUGUCGCCAUCCUUGCUUCUGGUUGUACUUCUUCUAAGACAGAUUUGUUCGUUCUUUUGGCAUUCCGUGGUAUAUUCAAUAUUCUUUGCCAACACCACAAUUCAAAGGCGUCAGUUCUUCUUCGGUCUUCCUUAUUCAUUGUCUUGCUUUCACAUGCAAAAUGAAGUAUACAUAUUAAUAUUCUUUUAGGAAAACUACUAAAAGGAUAGGAAAAGAUCUUCCGAAGUAGUAUCAGAAAAAAUGAAAUUAAGAAAAAAAUACAAUCUAAAAGGAGACAAGAAAGGAAAGGAAAAGAAAUACAGACUGGGCAACAUAAAAAAUGGUACAAAAUAAGAUGGGAGAAAUAAAAUCCAGAUAUAUCAGCAAUAGUAGUGAAAUAAUGCAAAAGGUCGAAUGCUUUACAUAAAUGACCAAGAUUGUCAAGUGGGUUUAAAAAGAAAUUCAAUCAUGUGCUAUUUACAUGAAAUACAUUGUAAAUAUAUUGAACAAUCAAUGUUUUUAAGCCAAAAUGUAUUACAGACUCAAAAUGUUUGCAGCAAAACUUGAUAGACCUAUAAUAAGUAAAUAAAUCUAUCAGAGUGGGAGAUUCUUAGGGUACUUUUUCUGAGUAACUGAUAAAAUAAGCGUAUAAAAAAUUAGUAGGAGUGGAGAAGGUUUAAACCACAUUAUGGGUUGGAUAAAUACAUACUCAAAGUCUUCAUAUAGCUAUGAAGCUUGUGCUCUCACUCCUCUGGAAAAUUGACGUUGCAGUCCGCAUAUAAAGCUGAUGUCCCUUCAUAACCAUAUGACUUGGGGUGGGAGGUUAAAAUUUUGCAGUGUUUUGUGAUGUCCAGCUCUUCCCUGCGUUCGCUCUACUUUCUCCCACGCGCCCAACUAAGGUACCACCCAUCUUCUGUGGGCCCCUUCAUGCGUAUUAUAACUAGAGGAGACAGUACUGAGGCACUACAGCCUUUGUUUGUCAUUAGUCAACACGCUUCCUCGUCCAAGUAGAGAAUCUGGCAAGGUGUUUUCUCUAUAUGCAUUAUAACAUUGACCUCAGGUGCUUCAGGAAAAUUGACCUCUAUUAAUUUUUCAAUGGAAAAUUUUUUUUUAAUUAAGAAAAAAUUUUUGUUUUUCCAGUUGAGUGUUUCUCAGCAUCCUAGUCUGAGUCAGAAGAGGGAAGGAAGGAGGAGUCUUCAAAAAAUAUAGCCCCCAAAAGAUAUAUUAAAUCAAUGAUAAGUUAGCAUCCUGGAUAUAGUUGACAGUUGGGAAACAGACCACUACUGCACCAAGAGCACUGUAGAAAAUGGAGCUCUUGAUUUAGCAGAUGAUACUCAAUUUUUUUUUAAUCUUGAAAGUAUCUAUGUAUUAUUCUUAAAAAAAAAAAAAAAAAAAAUCCAAUGCUGUCGAGUUGGCUUCAACUCACAGCGACCCUAUAAGAGAGAGUAAAACUGCCCCAUCGGGUUUCCAAGGAGCAGCUGGUGGAUUCGAACUGUCGACCUUCUUGGUUAGCAGCCAAGCUCUUAACCACCGUGCCACCAGGGCUCCAUGUAUUAUUCUAACGAGAUACAAAAAUGAAAAUAAGACCAGUCAGUGUUAAUAUUUUUCUCAGUUUAACAAGUGUAACACAAUCUUAGCUUGGAUCUUUACUGUUCUUUUUUCUUCAUAGUUUCAGCCUAAUAUUGUCUUUCACUUCCUUUCUUAAAUGGUUACAUAAUAUUACUGCUGUAUUGUACAGAACAUCUACCACAGUCGUGUUCACUUCUCUGUUCACACUUUCAUCCCCAUCUUUCAGUGGCUGCACAUUGGACAUGAACAAAGUCAUUCUUCCAGGGUUUAUAAAUCCCUGUGGAAUUACUGAGAAUGAAUGGUAUUAUAUAAAUGUCGGAUUGUUUCAUAACAGUUCUUAAAACAAUGAGAUAAUGUCUGUUAAAGAACUUUAAGUUCCAGGGAGAAACGCAGGGCAUUAAUACAAGUUAUCUUUAUUAUGUUAGUUCCAUAUAUUUUUGCUGUACAAUUUGAAACUUUAUUAUUAUAUCCUUUAAAGAUAAAAAGGUUUUGUUUGUGUAUGUGUGUGUGUGUUUGUCCUGCUGACUAUACAAAACUAAAUAACUAGAUUUUGUUGAUUCAUUUUGUCCUUUGAGUCCAGUAAGUUUGUCACCAUAAAUACUAGACAGAGUAAAAUUAGAAACCUAAAACGAUGUUUUUAGGUUUAAACAUAGUGUUUAUCACUUAAUUUAAAGCUUUGUUCUUGUGCAAUACUGAAUUUCUUUUUUCUUACUGUAGAUAUAUAAAGAUUUGCUGAGUUUUACAAAGACUUCAGUGAGGUCGCUUAUUUACAAAUAAUUCCCAAAUCUAUUUUUCUACCUCUGAGAUUCAGGCUCACAUUUCCAACUCCCCUUUUAAACAUGUUUACUUAAAACUAAUAGUGACCAAAAUUAAGUGUAUUUUCUCCCCCACAAAAACAAGCCCCUUAAACUAAUUUCCCUAUUGCUAUUGUUAGUGGCACCGCUGUUGUUCCAGACAGCGAAAUUAAAAAAUCUAGUAUCACCUUUGACUUCUUCCAUUCUUUACUCACCCCUCAGGCCUAUCCCCAUAGCCAACCCUACAAAUUUUUACCUCUACAGUGUCUUUGAAAUCUGUCCCGUCAUUUCUAUUACAUCAUCCAUUGCUCUAGAUAUGUCUUUUACUACUUCUUCCUAAAAUAUUGUACUAACUGCCUAAUUGAUUUCCUUGUUUCUAGUAUUUUCCUAUUCCAGUCAGUCCUACACUUGUGGACUUAGUAUACGUAGAUGUGAGUUUCAGUCCCAGCUUCAUCUCAUACUAGUUGUGUCCCUUGAGAAGUUUACUGACAGUCUCUGAACCUCAGUUUCUUUAUCUGGAAAAUAACUGCCUCACGUAUUGCUGUAGUAAUUUACUAAGGUAAUGUAUUGUUCUAGUCUGUGCUCUAUUAGUUUCAUGGUCCAAGAACCAUUCAAGCUAGCUUAAGUAUAAGGGAGAGAUUCUUGUAAGCAUCUAGUGAUGUCUUAUGUUUGCCCAAAGACAGGAACCAAAGAGUGUAGAUAUAGAAUGUGAUCAGAAACUGAGGCUGCUCCUCUCCAGAGCUAUGUGAUCCUGCCUCUCUUGUGGUAUCUCUGCUUCUAUUUGCACAUCUGCCCUAUUACUUUUCUUUCUACUCACAGUCUCCUUCUGUGUAUUCACAGUUUAUUCUCCUCUAGAAUUUUCUAUAGCACAUGGUCUCAAAUGACCACCCUGGCUGUGAAUCUUCACACCCUUUUGCCUACCACCAAGUGAUUUAGUCUACCGUAUUUUCAAGAAAGGAAUCUGAUUGGCCCAGCUCAUUUUUUGAUUGGCCACACAAGUCAUAGUCCCUAGUGAGCAUACAUGGAUCAUACACUAGCCCUACCAAAGCUUCUGAGGCUAAUAAAGGGAGCAACAGUCCUGGGCAACAUUCCAUUAGAAGUGGGUAUAGACAAGUUGAUAAUGAUUGGCAUGUAUAGAAAUUUUAUGUAAAAUACUUAGCAUACUGCUUAAUGAGUGGUAGUUAUUAUUUUUAUAUAUCAAAAUAAACUAACCAAAGUUAAAUUCCAAUUUUCUCUCUUCUCUCUCCUUCUCUUUCUUGGGCACACAUGCACACAUGUGUACAAAAAACUUAACAAAAAAUUAUAGGUGCAGCAUAGGCUUGGAGCCACUAGAUAUGAGUUAGAGCUAUAAAUCUGUUAUUUAUUAACUAUGUGAUCUUGGACAAAAUAAUUUCUCUAAUCUUCAGUUUCUUCAUUUGUAAAAUGGGAAUGAUGGUCUAUCAGUUGAGAAUUUUUUGGUUUCAAACGGCUAAUCUCACAGAUGAGAGCUUUAGGGGCAGAGAAUCCAAAUUAAUGGUGAUGAAACAAUAUGAGUAGAGAUAGUGAGAAUGAUGACACAAUGUGAAGUAUGUAACCAAUGUCGUGGAACUGCACAUGCAGAAAAUGUGAAUGGGUGUAUGCUGAAACAUUGCUCAGUCCUGUGUCAUCUUUGUGAUCGUUGGUGUAUUCCAGUCCAUUGUUGCAGCUAUUGUGCACCCACAUACCCUUAUUUGUACCAUUCUGUGACAAACUGCCCCCCGCCAGGUGGGAUUGAAUGGUCAUAGCAACUCCUCACCUCUUCUGAGAUUCUAAUCCAAUUGGGAAGAAUGCUUGCCUUUGUCCCAGAAGUCUCAACAGGAAUUUCAUAGCAUCUCACUUUUGCUGAUGAAGUCAUGUGCCUGUCCACCCCUAAAUCCAUUACUGUAGCUAGGGGAGUAAAGGCUUCAAUUGUUCAAUCCUGAAUCGCAUGCCAUUUUUCAAACCAGAGAUGUGUCAGCACCACCAGAGUCAUAUGGACUCGUAGGUGUGGGGAGAGGUUCACUGCAAUGGUAAUACUAUAAUCUCACACAAAUGUUGAAAGGAUUAGAUCAGAUAAAAUAAGCAAAACCCUUGAUCUGUGCCCAUCCUACUCUCUAGUGAACUAUAUGCAGUUCUCAAAGUCUACUAUAAUACAGAUUUCAAGUCCUUUUUUCCAUUAUCUCCCCAGACAGAUUCCAUAUUCUCUCCAAACUUCCCUGAUGGACCCUUGACUACACCUACUUUUCUUUUCUGUGUCAUGUUGCUUAUGCAAUUCCAUUGGCCUAACAUCUUUUACCAUUUUUAUCUAUGGAAUUUCUAUCCUUCAUAUCCCAUCUCAAAUACCUCCGUUUCUCACAACCUUUCCCAAACUCCUCCUGACCCUAUCCAAAAUCUCACAAAAGGUGUGGUUGCUGAUUCCUAUGAAGGAUGAUUUACUGAUCUUCAUUUCUUGCUCCAAGCUUCAGACACACAUUUCAAAACACAUUUUCCUGGAUAUUCCAGUGAAAAAAAUUCUUAUGUUGAUUGCCAUAUUCUGCCUUGUAUUAAUCUUCUGCAUUAGAUUGAAGGCUCACAAUAAGUAUUAAUUACAUCGAAUUAAACAUAAUUUCAACUAAACGUACGUUAUUUAUGAAGCUUUAAACCCAUUUAUUUUACUAGAGACAAAAUUUUCACCUUACUUUAAUAAGGAAUUUUAUAAACUUUUAACCCUAGUGUAGUCAAUUCUGGAGCCCUGGGUGGCUCAAAUGGUUAAGCACUCGACUACUAGCCAAAAGGUUUGCAGUUUGAAUCCACCUAAAGGCUCUUUGGAACACAGGCCUGGUGAUUUGCUUCUGAAAGGUCACAGCCUUCAAAACCCUAUGGAGCAGUUCUACUCUGCACACGUGGUGUCACCAUGAGCCAGAAUUGACUCUGUAGCAACUAACCACAACAAUAUAGUCAAUUCUUAGUAAUUCACAAUGCAGUUUCAAUCAUAUCAUAAACCCUGUUUAUCUUAGACUUGCUUUUUCUUACUUACCUUAGGAGUCUGUGUUUAUCAAGUACCUACUAUAUUCUAAGCAGUAUUAAAGGCAGUGAGGAUAAAAUAGAACAAACUGGUGAAGUUUCUGCCCUGGUGGAGCUUACAUUCUGGUUAGGCAUGGGAUGGGUAGGAACAGGCUGCAAAGAAGUAAAUACUCAAUAUAAUGAUAAUUCUACUGGUUUUCAGUUGCCAUAAAGUAUGUUUUGUUUGUUUGCUUAUAAAUCUCUGUGUUCUAAGAUUAAUGUUGGAAAGGAAACUGUUAGGGGGUAGGUGGUUCAGUGGUAGAAUUCUCACCAUUCAUGCAAAAGACCCAGGUUCAAUUCUUGGCCUAUGCAUCUCAUGCACAGCCACUGCCUCUCUGUCAGUGGAGGUUUGCAUGUUGCUAUGAUGUAGAACAGGUUUCAGGGAAGCUUCUAGACUUAAAUGGACUAGGAAGAAAGGCCUGGUGAUCUAUUUCCAAAAACCAGCCAGUGAAAAUCCUGUGAAUCACAACAGCCUGAUCCACAAUGAAUCAUGAGGAUGAUACAGGACCAGGCAGCGUUUUGUUUCAUUGUACCUAGGGUCUCCAUGUGUUGGGGGCCAACUCAAUGACAGCGAACAAUAACAGACCUCAAACAAAGAGAGUUAUUCCAAAGAAUGCCUUUUUAGCUUUUUAACUUUCUUUUCAAUCUCUCUGUGAGCUGGGACUAGCCACCAUUUUAUAUUAUGAGCCAUAGGCUCCCCUAGGUUUAUUCGAAUAAUCAAGAGACAUUCCUAAAAAUUAUUCCCAAAGAAUGAUGUAAUAACGAUGGUUACUGAAUACUGGACUUCAAGUCUAUUCGAUUUGUUAAGUACUUAUAAUAGUGAAUAGAAUUAAUUAUAUAGCUUGUAUUAUUAUUACUAGUAUAAAAUAACAUGUAAAUAGAAUAUAUAUAUAUAUAAUCACAGAUACACAUAUUCAGAUUUAGGAAGUACUGUAUUUUUUUAAAGUUCAAAAUCUACUUGAGUUUGAUAUAUUCUUUGUGACUUUAUAGGGUAGUUUAAAAUUUUUAGUUCAAUAAUAGAAGGAUGGCAACAGUUCUGUAACAGCUACAUCAUUUAAUAAAUUUGGCAAGACUUAUGCUAAAAUAGGGAAAAAUCAAGAGUUUACUUUUACAUUGACAGCACCAAUUUUAAUGUAGGUAAGUGUACUUUAUAUUAUUAAACUCUCAAAAAUGAAGAAAUUUCAGUAUAUAGACAGUCAUGUUUAUGGUGUUCCUUCUGUACUGUGUUCUCCAUGUGGCUCCUCUAUGCCAGAUGUUUUCCACAGUCUUCACAUUUCCAGUGCCAACCCUGCCUCCCUGCCCCUGCUUUUCACAGAUUAACUGAUCUUUACUUUUUUGAAAAGGUCAACCAGCAUGAGCUUCCUCAGCUUUACUCCUCUCAACCACAGAAUUUUUAUUUCCACACACAUUUCUCCAGACUGUUUUGUCUCAGAGCAACGUGACCCUGGUUCUUUCCAAAGCAAAAUCACCAAACCCCUUCCCACGGUGUUUAUAAGCUUGCUCUUCUUGUUCUUUUUUAUAACAUUUUUCUUCUUUGAAAUAGCUUCCAAACUCUGCCUUCCCCUAUUGAACCUGCUUCUGAAAAAGAGUAGUCUUAACUCUCCUUGCUUGCAGCUCCUUAGUCACUUCUUGAAAUCUAUGUUCUUAACUUCACAACUUUACUGAAAUUGUACGUUUAAAGGUCAAAAGUUACCUAUACUCACUGCCUUUUCUCAGUGCUCAUAUUCCUCUGAGAAGCUUGAUUCUUUUUCCUAUCACCAUUGCCUCUGUCUUAGCCUGGACUCUCUAGAGAAACAAAACCAGUAAAGCAUAUGAAUAUGUACAGAGAGAGAUGUAUAUCAGGGAAAUGGCUCACUCUCCAAAAAAUAACCACUACCCAGAAGUGAGUGUAUGUGCUUGCUGUGCAUGUUUUUAUUCUUUUACAAUAUAUGUUUGUACGUAGUCAUUAAAAAUAAUAGUAUUGUUGUUAUACUUCUUUAUCUAGCUGGUACCAACCAGAUGGUACAUAUUCACUUGCACACUGUUUUUCACUUAACUUUAUGCUGUUGACAUUUUUUCCGUGUCCUUAUAUAUUAUUGUUGUUAGGUGUCUUUGAGUCAGUUCCAAGUUAUAGCAACCCUGUGUACAACAAAACACUGCUCAGUCUUGCACACCAUCCUCACAAUCAUUGCUAUAUUGAUCUCAUUGUUGCAGCCACUGUGUCAAUCCAUGUCAUUGAGGGUCUUCCUCUUUUUUGCUGAUCCUUCACUUUACCAAGGUGGUCCCUUCUGAUAACAUGUCCAAAGUAUGUGAGACAGAAUCUCGCCAUCCUUGCUCCCGAGAAGCGUUCUGGCUGUACUUCUUGCAAGACAGAUUUGUUUGUUCUUCUGGCAAUCCAGGUAUAUUCAAUAUUCUUUGCCAGCACCAUGAUUGAAAGGCAAUAAUUUUUCGUCAGCCUUUUUUAUUCCUUGUCCAGUUUUCACUUGCAUAUGAGGCGAUUGAAAAUACCAUGGCUUUGGACAGGUGCACCUUAAUCCUCAAAAUGACAGCCUUGCUUUUCAACACUUUAAAAGGGUCUUUUGCAGCAGAUUUGCCCAGUGCAGUAUGUUAUCUGGUUUCUUGACUACUGCUUCCAUGGGCGUUGAUUGUGGAUCCAAGUAAAAUGAAAUCCUUGACAGCUUCAAUCUUUUCUCCAUUUAUUAUGAUGUUGCUUAUUGGUCCAGUUGUAAGGAUUUUUGUUUUAUGCUGAGAUGCAGUACAUACUGAAGGCUGUAGUCUUUGACCUUCAUCAGUAAGUGCUUCAAGUCCUCUUCAGUUUCAGCAAGCAAGGUUGUGUCAUCUGCAUAUAUCAGGCUGUUAACGUGUCUUCCUGCAAUCCUGAAGCUGUGUUCUUAUUCAUAUAGUCCAGCUUCUUGAAUUAUUUCCUUAGCAUACAAAUUGAAUAAGUGUCUAUCGUGAAAGGAUACAACCCUGACAUACACCGUUCCUGAUUUUAAACUAUGCAGUAUCCCCUUGUUCUGUUCAAAACAACUGCUAUGUACAGGUUCCUCAUGAGGACAGUUAAGUGUUCUGAAAUUCCCAUUCUUCACAAUGUUAUCCAUAUUUCGUUAUGAUCCACACAGUUGAAUGCCUUUGCAUAGUCAAUAAAACACAGGUAAACAUCCUUCUGGUAUUCUCUGCUUUCAGCCAAGAUCUAUCUGACAUCAGCAAUGAUAUCCCUUGUUCCACGCCCUCUUCUGAAUCCGGCUGGAACUUAUGGCAGUUCCCCAUCUAUGUACUCCUGUAACCACUUUUGAAUGAUCUUCAGCAAAAUUUUACUUGUGUGUAAUAUUAAUGGUAUUGUUCAAUAAUUUCCACAUUCUGUUGGAUCACCUUCUUUGAAAUGGGCACACAUAGGGAUCUCUUCCAGUUGGCUGGCCAGGUAGCUGUCUUCCCAAUUUCUUGACAUAGAUGAGUGAACACCUCCAGCACUGCAUCCGUUUGCAGAAACAUCUCAGUUGGUGUUCUCUCAGUUCUUGGAGGCUUGUUUUUCGCCAGUGCCUUCAGUGCAGCUUGGACUUCCAACUUCAGUGCCGUUGAUUCUUAAUCAUAUUCUCUCUCCUGAAAUGGUUUAACGUCAACCAAUUCUUUUUGGUACGGUGACUUUGUAUCUUUCCUUCCAUCCUCUUAUUUUAAUGCUUCCUGCAUCAUUCAAUAUUUUCCUUCUAGAAUCCUUCAAUAUUGCAACUCAAGAUUUCAAUUUUUUCUUCAGUUCUUUCAGCUUGAGAAAUGUCAAGCGUGUCCUUCCCUCUUGAUUUUCUAACUCCAGACCUUUGCACAUUUCGUUAUAAUACUUUACUUUGUCUUCUGGAGCUGCCCUUUGAAGUCUUCUGUUCAACUCUUUUACUUCAUCAUUUCUUCUGUUUGCUUUAGCUACUUGUUCAAAACCAAGUUUUAUAGUCUUUCCUGACAUCCAUUUUGGCCUUUUCUUUCUUUCCUGUCUUUUUAAUGACUUCUUGCUUUCUUCAUGUAUGAUGUACUUGAUGUCAUUCCACAGCUUGUCUGGUCUUUGGUCAUUAGUGUUGAAUGAGUCAAAUCUGUUCUUGAGAUGGUCUCUAAAUUCAGGUGGGUUAUAUCAUGGUCAUAUUUUGGCUCCCAUGGACUUGCUCUAAUUUUCUUCAGCUUCAUCUUAGAACUUGCAUAUGAGCAAUUGAUGGUCUAUUCUGCAGUCGGCCCUACCCUUGUUCUGACUGAUGAUAUUGAGCUUCUCCUUCGUCUCUUUCCAAAGAUGCAGUCGAUUCAAUUCCUGUUUAGUCCAUCUGCUUAUGUCCAAGUGUAUAGUCAGCAUUUAUGUUGUUGAAAAAAUGUAUUUACAAUGAAGAAGUCAUUGGUUUUGCAAAAUUCUUUAAUGUGAUCUCUGGUAUUGUUUCUAUAACAAAGGCCGUAUUUUCCAACUACUGACCCUUCUUCUUUGUUUCCAACUUUCACAUUCUAAUCACCAGUAAUUAUCAAUGCACAUUGGUUGCAUGUUUGAUCAAUUUCAGACUGCAGAAGUUGGUAACAACCUUCAGUUUCUUCAUCUUUGGCUUUAGUGGUUGAUGCAUAAAUUUGAAUAAUAACCAUAUUAACUGGUCUUCCUUGUAGGCAUAUAGAUAUUAUCUUGUACUUCAGGACAGAUCUUGAAAUGCUCUUUUUGACUAUGAAUAUAUCGGCAUUCUUUGGUAAUCUGUCAUUCCUGGCAUAGUACACUAUAUGAUUGUCUGAAUCAAAAUGGCCAAUACGAGUCCAUUUCAGGUCACUAAUGCGUAGGAUAUUGAUCUUUAUGUAUUCCAUUUCAUUUUUGAGGACUUCUGAUUUUCCUGGAUUUGUAUUUUGUACAUUCCGCAUUCUGAUUAUUAAUGGAUGUUCGCAGAUGUUUCUUGUCUGUUCGAGUCAUGCCACAUCAGUAAAUGAAGAUCCUGAAAGCUUGACUCCAUUCACGUCAUUAAGGUCUACUCUACUUGAGGACGCAGGUCGUCCCUAGUCGUAUUUUGAGUGCCUUCCAACUUGCCGGGCUCAUCUUCCAGCGCUAUACCAGACAAUGUUCUGCUGCUAUACAUAAGGUUUUCACUUUUCCAGUUUUUUCAGAAGUAGACCACCAAGUCCUUCUUCCUUGUCUGUCUUAGUCUAGAAGCUCUGCUGAAACCUGUCCACCAUGGGUGACCCUGCUGGUAUUAUACUAGCUGCAUAGCUUCCAGCAUCAUGGCAACACACGAGCCUUAUGGUACAACAAACUGGCAGACACAUUGUAGGUUCUUAUAUAUAAAAAAAAAAGUUUUUUUUUUUUUAUAUAGCUCAUGUUUAUUCGUUUUAAGUGAUGUAUAGUAUUCAUUUAAUGCCUAUGCCAGUUUAUUCUCCCGUUCAUGGACUUUGAGGUUCUUUUCAUAUAUUUCCUAUUAAGAGCGUUUUGCAGAAAACAUACUUGUACAUUUCCCCUUGUGCACAUAAACAAUUUUUUGUAGGGUGUCUUGAAAUGAAAUUGCCGGGACUAGGUUGUCAUCAUCAUUGUCUUAGCUAACUAGUGCUGCUAUAACAGAAAUACUAUAUGUGGAUGACUAUAUGUGGAUGACUUUAACAAACAGAAAUAUGUUCUCUCACAGUUCAGGAGGCUGGAAGUCCAAAUUCAGGACACCAGCUUCAGGGGAAGGCUUUCUCUGUCUGCUUUGGUGGAAGGUCCUUGUCAUCAAUCUUCCCCUGGUCUAGGAGCUUCUCAGCGCAGGGACCCUGGGUCCAAAGGAUGCACUUGCUCUCAGCUCUUCUUUCUUGGUUGUAGGAGGUCCCUCUGUCGAGCUUCUCUCUUUUAUAUCUCGAAAGAGAUUGACUCCUGAUACAAGGUAAUCCUGUAGAUUGACUCCUGCCUCAUUAACAUAACUACCUCUAAUCCUGCCUUGUUAAUAUCAUAGAGGUUAGGAUUUACAAGAAUAGGAUAAUCACAUCAGAUCACAAAAUGGUGAACAACCAUAUGAUACUGGAAAUCAUGCCCUAGCCAAGUUGACACACAUUCUUAGGAGACACAAUUCAAUCCAUGACAAUCAUCAUGAUCAUAAUGGCAGUGAUGUUUACCAACUGCUGUGUAGCAGUUGGAAACCCUGGUGGUGUAGUGGUUAAGUGUUUGGCUGCUAACCAAAAAGUUGGCAGUUGAAUCUACCAGGCAGUUCUUGGAAACUCUACGUGGCAGUUCUACCCUGCCUUAUAGGGUCGCUAUGAGUUGGAAUCAACUCGACGACAGUGGGUUUGGUUGGUUUUUUUUUUGUUUGUUUUUUUCUUUUUGGUUUUGUACCAGUUACUCUUCUAAAUGCUUUGUAUAUAUUACUUUCUUUAAUCCUCAAAAUAAUAUGCAGGCACUAUUAUUAUCCACAUUUUACCGAUGAAUAAACUGAGCUAUAGAGCAAUUAAGUAAUUUGUCCAAAAUCCUGCAGAUAGGAAGUGAUAGAGCCCUGAUUACAACUGAUGUAUGUUCUUAGUAACUACACUAUACACAAACCAUGUUCUGUGGAGUGUGCACAUAUUCAGCUCCUCCAGAUAUUGCCAUUUUGUUUUCCAAAGUGGUUUGACCAAUUUAUACUCUCAACAGCCAAUAAAGUUGUUAUUUAAAGUUACUAAUUUAUAAAAUUAAAAAGCAAUGGAUCCAUUAAAUUUUGUUUGAAAUGUUUACAGAUCUCUAAAGUCUAAAAGUCUGAAAACCACUUCCUUACAUGACACUGUUUGGAGAAACAUGCUUUUAUAGAAUCAUAAGGCUGUAAUCGCCACUUCUCACUUGACACUGUUUAGAAGAACUUGCUUUUAUAGGAUUAUAAGACUGGGAUCCUUGGCCUUUAAAAGGCCCAGCUAUAGGAAGUUUUCUUGAAUUCAUCUGGACCUAACUUCUAUCAACCGUGUAGGCUUAAAACCUCAGUAACCUUUGAUUGCUCUUGUCUGUUCCUUAGCUUGUCCCCAGUCUUCACCCCCCAUUCUUUACCCUGUGCUUAUUCUCCAUUCACCGAUUGACAGGUCACUACAUAUGGUUAAGCAUCUGGCUGCCAAUUGAAAAAGGUUGGCAAUUUGAAAUUAUCCAGCACCUCCACAGGAUAAAGACCUGGCAAUCUGUCCCAGUAAAGAUUACAGCCUAGGAAACCCUAUGGAGCAGUUCUGUUCUGUCACAUAGGGUAGCUAUGAGUUGAAAUUGAGUUGAUGGUGUUGAUGGUAUACAACAAUAACACAACACGCACUCACCAAUUGUAAAAUCUUUAAUCUUUCCCUUUCUAGUUCUAUAACCUAGGUCAGGUUCUUCACACAUCUUUUUUGGUAAUACUAUAAGAAAAUGAAACUGGUCUUUACCUCUAGAGUCUCCCAGAAGUGACCCAUUCUAUACACUGCUACUCCAACAGACUCCCUAAUUAUUACAUUAUUCUUGUGCUCACAGACCUUCAAUAAUGUCUUACUGUGUAUAUCAAAUUAAGUAUAAUAUCAUCUACUUUUAUUCUCCAAAAUCUUGUUUUCAAAUGUUUGCCACCUUAUCCACCGUUACUGCUCUGUUUCUACCAGUGGUUCUCAGACUUAGCAUGCAUCACAAUUAUCUUUUGAUUCAGUAUGUCAGUGUGGGGUAGAGCUCAAGAAUUUUGCAUUUGUAAUAAGUUUUAAUGUGAGGCUGAUGCCACAGGUCAGGUCCCAGAAGCACACUCUGAGAACCACCGCUGGAGGUGACCUGUGCGACCUAGCAUGGGGACUGAUGAGCGAGCUGCUCAUUGAAUAUAUAUUGAAUAGAAUGAAAUCCUUUUUUUUUUUAAAGUCCAGAGAAACUGACUUUCCAAAGGUCCCAGAGACUAAAGCAUUAAAACCAGAGAGAUUUUUUUUUUUAAUUUUAAACUUACAGAAAAGUUGCAAGAAUACUAAAAUGAACUCCUCUACAUUUUUUACGUUGAGUUACCAGUAGUUUACACUUUGUUACAUUUGUGUGGACCCUCCUCUCUCUCUCUCUCUCUUGCUUUCUGUGCAUGUAUAUAUAAAAUAUAUAAUUUUUUUUUUCUCUGACCAUUUGAGUGUACCUUGGUGAUAUCAGUCUUUACCCUAAAUACUUAAGUGAAAAUUUCCUAAAAAAUAAGGACUUUCUCUUAUACAACCAGUAUAAUUAUUAAAAUCAGGAAAUAUGUUGAUAUAAUACUAUCUAAUUCACAGUCGAAAUUCAAAUUUUGUCUUUUUUCCUAAUAAGGUCUUUUAUAGCUAUUUUUUUCCUAUUCCAGGAUCCAAUCUAGGAUAAUAUAUUGAGUUUAGUUGUGAGGAGAUACCUUGAGAUUGUGCAAAUAUUUUAUUCCUCAUCAAACUUUCAUUCAUUGGUGUAGCAUGAACUGAUAAUUUUCUUACUCCGUCAUUACUUCUGUAUUUAUAGUUUUCAUUCCACUGUAAGACAGAGCUUUCCUUUUGUCCCCAUUUAUUUAUGUAUAUUAAUAUAAACUCAUUUAAUCUUAUUUCAUGGAAUUAUUAUUAUCAUUAUUUCUUUUGGCUCUAAAAAUAAUUUUUGUUUAUUUUAAUGCUCAAAAUAAAUAUUUUUAUUUCAUUUUUAUUUGGCCAGUGGGAACCCCUUCAAGCUGGUUCCUGUGUCCUUUUGAAAUGUUCUCAUUAUUAUUUGAACACUUUCUUAUUUUCUAGUUUAAAAAGAUGUUCUAGUCUCAUACUUUUCUUGAAAUCAACAUUUUAUCUACGGAGCUCUGGUUUCUUUUAGCGGAGACUAGUGGUUAGAAAUGAAGAUAUGGGGGCCAGGUGUGCUCACUCUUACUGGUAUUCACUUGCUUCUGGGAGCAAACAGAACUAGGAUAUAUACUGAUAGCCUAAUUAUAUCCCCACACUACAGGGUACAUUCUCAUUUUCUCUCUUUGCUUAUUUAUAGCUGUGUUCUCCCACACAAGUAAAAAGCCUUGCUCCUUUGUUACUUCAUUUGUUAUGAGAAAUAUAUUAAUUAAAAUUUAAUGUUUAUUGUAGAAAAUUUUUAUCCCAAAGUGCAAAGACAAUAAAAUCACCUUAUUCUCACCCAAAAACAGCCACUGCAGUGUACACUUCCAUUUUUCUUUAUUCUCUGCACAUGUAUGUAAGUAUAGAAAUAAUAUAUAUUUAUAGUAUAUAUUUAUACUUUCAUUUUUAUAAUGAGAUUGGGAAUUAUAUUGUUAAAGGUAAAAAUACUGCAUUUGUGAGGCAUUUUAACCCCUCUGCUACACUAUCAGGAAUAUAAUUUUAUAAAAUCCCGCUACCUCAGAUAGAUGUAGGCUUUGUUGCUGGCUCUUGUUUUGGGGCUGGCAAUCUUGGGCAAGUCAUUGCUGAUCCUCACUUAAUAAAUAUGUUAUAAGAUAUUAAAUAAUCUAUAUAAAUCACCAAGUGCAGACUUCUUAGCAUAGCAGGCAUUCAGCAAGUAAUAAUCGUUUUGCAGAUUAUCAAGUGAUUUUUUACAUGUGUAGAGAAGUAGUUUAUUAUAAUGUUUGUUAAUAUGCUGAAUAUAUCGUACUAGAUUAAAGUACUUUGAAGGGCAGCAACUAUUUUAUCUUAUGUUAAUAAAGAAAAAAUUUGCAAUCAGUUUCUAAAGAAUAGAUGGACAUAAGAUAUGCAUACGGUAAUAUAUUUAAGGCAAAGUUAGUUAUGCCUUCAUUGCAUAUAAAUCCAUAAAUUAAGAAUCACAGUGUUAUAUGCGUUGAAAGGUUGAUGAAUACAUGUGUUAUUUGCUGUCAGAAUGUGCUUGGUCAGCCUGUUUUUAGCUCUUAUGUUGUAACAAGUAAUGAAAACAUUGGCUUUCCACAGUCAACCAAAUAUUUGUUUUGCUGCUACUUACAUGUUACUGUAGACUAAAUAAUUUUUCUUGCCUCAGCAGCAUAAAUAUGGUUUUAGUCCAGGCUUUGGAUACUUCAGCUUAAUUUUAUGCCUGUGCAUAUAAUGCCACAUGGGUGCUUAUAUAAUAAGAUUGUAAAUACUUUAUCUUCUGUUGUGUGGUGAAGGAGCUCAUUGUAUCAGGUAUACAAAAAUGAUUCCAGAAGAAAAAGAUAAUGGUAUCUGCUAAAAUGGAAGGGGGAAAAAGCAUGCUGGCAUGGAACAUAGAAAUAUAACUCUUCUAAAGAAAAAAACAGACAUUGAAAUUCUUAAAUGUUUAAAACAGGGCAUCCUGUAUGCUUUUCAGUGAAAAUUGAUGAUAGCGGUAGUAAAAUGUUUCGUCAGUAUGAUUGUACUCCAGAGUCAAAAAAAAGAUGGAGACAAGAGGGAAAAAAAUGAAGUUAAUGAAUAAAACAAAUGUUACCCCAGAUCAUGGCCCUCUUUAUGUCUUACUAAGGAAAAAUAUAAAGACUAUAUAAUAAUAUGUUUGUUUAUAGUUUAUAUGUGUGUGUAUGUAUAUAUGUAAUUCUUUUUUUUAAAGAAUUGAAGAUAUCAAAAAAUACAGGAAAAAACAUUAUAUAAUUAACAUUCAGACAGUAGCAAGCUUUCACUACAAUAUGAGAUGAAGUUCAUUGCAUUUCUGAGGUCAAGGGUAGCUAAACUUGCCUCAGCCUCUUAACACUCAUACUACCACUAUUUUACCACCUAGAGCAUGCAAGUGUAAUAAUCUCUUUACUUGCUAGUGCAUCCCGUAUUCUGUAAGUUUCUGAAAGACAGGACCCAUCUUGAUCAUAGUUCUUUUAUUCAACAAAUAUUUAUUGGGUGCCAGCUGCUCUUUUGGACACUUUGGAUACAUCAAGGAUAAAACAAACAAAAAUGAACUCUAGCCUGGUGGACUUUACAUUCUACCCAUAUUUGCACAGUUCGCGCCACAUUGUAAUUUUCACCUCAUGGUUAUAAGAUGGCUGCAGCAGCUUUAAGUAUCACAUCUUCACACAACAACAUCUAAAGCAAGAAGGAAAGGUAAAAGCAAAAGGACUUCCUCUUCUUGGACCUUUCUUUUUAUGGAAAAUCUUUCCCAGAACCCUUAACAGACUUCCCUUUACAUAUCAUUGGCCAAAACUGGGUCCGCUAAGAAUGAAUAUGUUGCCUAGACCAAUCGCUGACAAAGGAGAGUGGGAUUUCUAAACUAUAAACAACCAAAAAAAAAAAAAAAAACCUAUUGCCACAACUACUACUCACCUGUAUCUGCACCGUUUGCUUGCCUGCCCUCCUGUAACUGUUCAUAGGAUGAGCUGUUCCUACUCCUAGUCUACCCCACUUGUAUACUAUAUCCUGCCUCCUCUCACCUACUUGCAGGUAUCACCCCAAUAGUUCUCUUCUUUAUCCUCUGCAUCAUCAAAUUUUCCUCUCUACUGGAUCAUUUACCAUGAGCAUGCAAACAUGGAGUAAUUUCUCUAUUUAAUUUUUUUUUUUUUUUUAGAUUUGAGAACUAAUCUUCUACAGAUCAGUUACUCUUAGAGUCAUCCUUGACUCCUCUCUUGCUUUUCUACUCCACAUUCAGCUGUUCAGCAAAUCUAGGAUCCAUAAUCCAACCACUUCUUACCGCUUCCACUGUCACUACCCUGGUAGGAGGCAUGAUUGUUUUCCACUUGGAUUACUGCAGUAGUCUCCUAACUGGUCUCUCUGUUUCUGCCAGUGACCUCUGAGAGUCUAUUUACAACAUAGUAUUUUCGUAAUGGUAACAGUCAGCAGGAGAAAGAUGUGUCAGUCUGUUUUCAUAAAGAUUACAGCCUUAGGAACCCUGUUGGGCAGCUCUACUCUGUCCUGUAGAGUCACUAUUAGUGGCAAUCAACUCAACAGCAAUGGGUCUAGCUGUCAGUAAGUAG